Lobosporangium transversale is the source of this 786-nucleotide messenger RNA. Its product is annotated as 3-beta-hydroxysteroid-delta8,delta7-isomerase. Gene Ontology annotation, cellular component: endoplasmic reticulum; membrane. Gene Ontology annotation, molecular function: steroid Delta-isomerase activity; C-8 sterol isomerase activity; cholestenol delta-isomerase activity. Bases 38 to 745 code for a protein of 235 amino acids. Lineage: Eukaryota; Fungi; Mortierellomycota; Mortierellomycetes; Mortierellales; Mortierellaceae. The record is from RefSeq and is a predicted model, not a curated record. Gene Ontology annotation, biological process: sterol biosynthetic process. The transcript is spliced from 2 exons.
GAACAAUUCACUCAUCUUUCUCAUUCUUUCUCAUCGAAUGACAACCAUGGAAUCGAUCGUGGAGCGUAUUGCUCAUCCAUACUAUCCACGAGAUCUGCUUCUCAACCAUUAUGUGGCCAAUACCAAUACUAUGCAGGAAACUCUCGUGAUCCUAUUUUCAGGAUUCGGUGCUAUCGCUGUACUCGCCCUUGCCAUCUCAUAUCAAUAUCGUAACUCAACCCUCAAGGGUCUCGGCAACCAGUUGACAUUUCUCUGGUUCGUCAUGUGUGGAUUUAUUCAUCUUUUCUUCGAGGGUUACUUUGGUGUCUUUCAUAAGACAUUGGCCGGUGAUCAGUUCGUGUUCGCCCAGGUCUGGAAGGAGUACUCGCUGAGUGAUUCCCGAUACCUCACCAGCGACCCAUUUGUCUUGAUCAUGGAGCGCAUCACUGCUUUCGCAUGGGGCCCUUUGGCAUUCUACAUAGCCUAUGCAAUGUGUAAAAACCUUCCUUCCCGUUAUAUCUUUCAGUUGGUCAUCUCAGUAGGCCAACUCUACGGAUGUGUGCUCUACUACUUCACUACGAUCAUCGAAGGCAGCCCUCACUGUGAUCCUCAUCCAUUCUAUUACUACUUUUACUUUGUCUUCUUCAACUUUUUCUGGAUCGUUAUCCCCAGCAUCUACAUUUUCAAUGCGAUCAAGCACCUGCACAGAGGCAUGAAGCUUGCUCAGGAGAAGGAUGCUGUUGCCAAGGGCAAGAAGAAGAACUAGAUUUUUACUUAAAAUAAAAAAUAAUAAAAAAAAAAAAGCAC